ACACAAAGGACAGACGGAAAGGAAGCAGCCAUGUUGAGCCAGCUCCUAAUAUCUCGCUUUUAAUAACGUUGCAGUUAAUUCACAGACAAAAGUGGACUUCUGUCGAAACUCGGACGAACGGUAAACCAUACCAAAAUGUCUACGGACGAUUUUCAGACGAAGUACUCCUCCGUCAUGGAGGGGAUGCUGAAGGGUGCAAUCGCAGAGACCACGAAACUUUUCGAAACUAUGGUCGACGAUCUGAAGGCAGAAAUAUCCAGAAUGAAGAAGGAGAACGAGGAGCUUAAAACAAAAUGCAACCAAUUCGAGAAUGAGAGAAACCAACCCACUGUUGACACCAGAGAAAGUGAGCCUCCUCCAGGGCCAAGCGACGGCUCUGAGAAACGUGACCGAGCGGUUCAAUGUGACCUGGCUCCUGUCCGCACGGUGCUGGUGGAGCAAUGUCAACCAUUGAGGCACUCAUUGCAAAAUCAAGAGCAACAAUGCCGUUAUGAGGAGGUAGAGUACUACAGUUUGCAGGACCACAACUAUGGAGAGCCGAAUACGCAAAGGCCCAUUAUACUUGUCAAACAAGAAGUGUGUGUUAAACAAGAGCACACUUAUGAUGAUUCUCCUCUGCAGUCUGUCCUGGUGCAGGAGAAAAUUGAGCCCACUGAUAACGCAGGUUCACCAUGGGCCUCUGCUUGUGGAGCUGACAAUGAAGGGCCUCUCAUUAAGGAUGUAUGUUCAAUUGGAGAAAUACCCUUACAUGUAAAAGAUGAAGAGGACCGAGAGGCCCUCGAACCACCCUGUUUGGGAAUGGAUAGUGAAGGAGCCCAGAACCAAUCGUCUGGAUUAGAGCAUUCACUAGUCCUCUCACUCGCUGCAAUAAAAGACAAUAUGGAAGAAGAGUCUCAAGUCAGUCAGAAGAUAUCAGAAACACAUGGAGAACCCGUUGCAUUGGAAAAACGCCCAUUGGAGGUUGCUCAGCAUCAACCAGAGGUUGAACCUCUUGAAAAGGAGCAACCAUCAGUGGUACCCCAACUGUGUCAAAGAGCGAAAGACAAAACCUCAGUUAAUAACAAGGCCGAUGUUACUCUGCAACGAUAUGCAGAUGUGCAAUCUACAAACGAACAGUUGGAACAACCUACACCACUCAAAAAAGGAGAAGCAUGUGGAGAAUUAAAAAGUGGUGUGGCAGUUGGUGAGUCAAGUCCCCAGCCUGAGUUGCCUGUACGACGUAGAAGAGGGCGUCCACCAAAGAAAGCCACAUGUCAGAAUCAGCCAGUGAAAGAAGUUGGUUCUCCGCCUGUUUCACUAGAAUCGUCAAGUAGAAGUAGUUAUUUAAGUAGAAGAUGUUCCUCUAGAAAGGAAAAACCGAAAAAAUCAGAAUCUCAACAAAUUUCGAUGGAAAUUGAAGAACAGGCAGUUCAGGCUCCGUCCACUGAAGUUUCAUCAGUAAUUGAAACGCAAAACACUGUUCAGCCCAGAGGACGCAGCAGCUCUGUAACUCUUCAGGAUGCAAUGCUAUUAGUUGAAGCCAUGAAUCAGUCAACGGUAGAAAAUAUGUUCUCCUCUCCAGAAACAAUGGCAACCCCACCUCAAACCCAGUGUUCCCCCAGUAUUGGUACCUUACAAACUGUGGAUGAGGACCCAGCUGAGCCACAGACACCGCCAUGUCCUGAUGAAACUCAUGAAGUUGCAGGCAAUCUGCCAAUAACAGAGGUGUCCACAACAACAGGGGAUGAGAUCCCAGCUGAGCCACAGACACCACCGUUUCCUGUUGAAACUCAUGAAGCUGCAGGGAAUUUGGCCAUAACCGAGGUGUCCACUACAACACAAUCGACAAUAGAGAAACUUGGUGCUGCUCCCGCUACUGCAGAUGCUACCCUAACCAAUAAAGCACAGACCCACAUCAAGGCUGUCCUACCAAAACAACCGCAUACGGUCACUCUAUCCAAUGCUACUACAUCUUCAAUGCCCUCAUCAACUGCUGCUGUUCAUACACGUAUGCAGUCACAUCAGCAGCACCCUCCCCAUCCUCUAAUAACAUCGGUAGCAGCCAGCAAACCGGGUAAGGCAGUAUCUCAUAAAAUAACUGCCAUGCCAAAAUCAGUAUCCUCCUUAAUACCUCACAAAAUAGCAGCACUGUUUCCAACCCAGCUUCCUAUUGUUUUGUCAACAGUCGUUGCUGCACAGAGCAUUACUUCACUUCCACACUCUACAACUGCAGGUCUGCCUCUCGGAACACUUUCCCUGGCCUCUGAUCCUCAGAAAACAACACACCCUAUGUCCAAUAAAAUGCUUCCCGUUGUCCCUUCACAGUCGACCGCCACCUCAACAGACCCACAGUCAGGAACUCUACCACACCCAAAAAUAACAAUUGUAAUUCCGAGACAGAUGUCAGCUGUGGCGUCAAAGAAACAGCAGUCGCAGAGCAUUCUUACGACAACCAAGCCUGACCCAGCCAAAUCAUCUGCUCCUGUUACAGUGUCAUCGUCGCAGUUGUCAUCUCCUUCAUCACAGGAGUUAAGCAUUUCUGUGGACACGCAAAACGCUUCAGAUAAAGUGGGCACAAAACUGGACGGAAUACUCAACUUGGAAUCUCCCGAACAAAUUGACGCUGGUUCUGAAACAGUAAAUGCACUUACAGAAGCCCGUUCUAGUUUAAACAAGUCAGUGGGGCUGGUGCCAACCUCCCUGUUGCCAGCGGAACCCACGACUUUUGAGAAAAAACUCACUGCCGUGGUCAGAUUAACCAGGCUCCCAUUUCCAGUAUCACCCAAAGAAGCAGUUUUAGUCUCAAGACUGCUUACUUAUGGGUCUUCUAAAACUCAAAGCAUUUUCAAAAAAGAUAUCACACAAACGAAACCAUCAUCUGCGGUCAUAUCAACACAGCCAGCAGAGGCACUUGUGUUAUCCACUGAUAUUUGUCCCAGUGUAAAAGAAACUUCCGUUGCUCUGUCUGCAGAUACCUCUGAGAUGUCAGAGAAGCCAAAUGAUAUUCAAAAGAAUGCAUCUUUAUCCUCAAACGACACCAUUUUGGAAGAGUCAUCCAACAGCGCGUAUGUGCAGCCAUCUACGCCAUCCAAGGUGUCGGCAACAGUUUUAAAGAACUCAACUACAGCCAUCAACACGACUGCGCUGACUGUAUCUGGUGCAGCUGGCGAACCUACUUUUAAUAUUGAUGAGGAAAUAUUCGAAGAUUGUGCGUUACCUACUGACCCACCUAUAGAAGAGAAACCAUCAUCUCCAGUUGUACGUCUUACCUCCAUCACCACCAAGAAAACACCUGAGCCUCAAUUACAAAUGACUCAAGCUCAGUUCCUGGCACAGCUGAGAGUGUCCCCUGUUACGCAAGAACCAAAACAGGCCUCCUCUGAUGACCAUGUAGAGCCCACCAGCUCCAGUGAGAAAAAAAGGUUACAAAGGAAAGGCAUUGUAGCCAAACUCCGAAGUCAUUUCAAACCUCACUUGCAAGCAAGAAGAGCAAUAACAAAUCCAGAACCACACAGAGAAAUGGAGACCCCCACUGUAAACAACAAGAAACCUAGAUUGGAGAAAGACAGUCCAAAUGUUAAAAACACAUCUAGAGAAUCUAUUUGCCUCAGCUCAAACAACUCAGGUGCAACUGAAGAUGUAACAACUCCAGAAAAGACAACUAAUGAUUCCGCAUCUGUUAGUCCUAGGAGAUCUGGACUAUGUAGAGCCGGUGUUGAACCCAAAAGGACUGAUAGAGAACCAAUUUCUGUCCGUUCUAGGAGGUUUAAGGCUACUAGAAAAUCCACUCGUGUGAGUCCCAGGAGGUCUAGUUCAGGUAGAGAUUGUGCAGGCUCCAAAACAAGAAAAUCCACUUUGGUGAGUCCUAGAAGGUCUAGCUCAAUGAAAGAAAGUUCUAACUCUAAAAACACCAAGUCCACUUUGUUGAGACCUAGGAGAUCUAGCUUAAUUCAAGGAAGUGCUCGCUCUAAAAUGACCAAAUCCACUUCGGUGAGUCCUAGGAGGUCUAGCUCAAACAAAGAAAGUGCUAGUUCUGAAAAGACAAAAUCCACUUCAGUGAGUCCUAGGAGGUCUAGCUCUAUUAAGGAAAAAGCUAGCUCUGAAAAGACUAAAUCCACUUCAGUGAGUCCUAGGAGGUCUAGCUCUAUUAAGGAAAAAGCUAGCUCUGAAAAGACUAAAUCCACUUCAGUGAGUCCUAGGAGGUCUAGCUCUAUUAAGGAAAAAGCUAGCUAUGAAAAGACAAAAUCCACUUCAGUGAGUCCUAGGAGGUCUAGCUCUAUUAAGGAAAAAGCUAGCUCUGAAAAGACUAAAUCCACUUCAGUGAGUCCUAGGAGGUCUAGUUCAAUUAAAGAAAAAGCUAGCUCUGAGAAGACAAAAUCCAUUUUGGUGAGUCCUAGAAGAUCUAGCUCAAUUAAUGAAAGUGCCUACUCUAAAAGUGCUAGCCCUAUAAAGACAAAAUCCAGUUUAGUGAGUCCUGGGAGGUCUAGCUUGAUUGAAGAAGGUGCUAGCUCUGAAAAGACUACAUUUACUUCAGUGAGUCCUAGGAGGUCUAGCCCAAUCGAACAAAGUGAUAGCUCUGAAAAGACUAAAUCCACUUCGGUGAGUCCUAGGAGGUCUAGCUCAAUUGAACAAAGUGACAGCUCUGAAAAGACCAAAUCCACUUCGGUGAGUCCUAGGAGGUCUAGCUCAACUAAAGAGAGUGCUAACUCAAAAAAGACAAUGUUGACUCCAGUGAGUCCUAGGAGGUCUAGCUCAAUUGAGGAAAGUGCUAAAACCACGUCUGUGAUCCUUAAGAGGUAUGAAAUUGGUACUACCCCUAAAUUGCCUACCAAUAGAACAAAUUUCUUCUGCCGUAGGAAGUGUACCCUCACUAAAGACGGUUCUAGCAGUCAGCAGGGCAAAAGGGAGGCUCAUUCUUCCAGUCCUAGGUAUAGCAUGACUACAGAUGAUGCUAGUACCAAAAACGAGAAGAGCGAUACAGGUUCCCCAAGUGUUAGGUGGCCUAAACUGGCGAAAGGUGGUUUCAGUCCUGUUAGGACAGGGGAAUCCACACCUGCUAAGAAACCCAGAUUAAGUCCAGAUGGUCCUAGUCCUCAAAAGAAUUUAAGAGUGGCGAAUGCUAAGAAGUUGGCAAAAGCAGCAAAAGCCAAAACCAUAGCAAAAAUGAAAAAUGCUAGUCAGUCGCAAUUGCAGAAUGGCGCUCAAACCAACCAGUUAGCAGAGAACCGUGCUUGCUGCGAGACCGUGAAAAAAAUUAAAGUUAAAGGUGUGUGGAUUCCUCCUCAAAUGACGCAUGUCAUUGAGACGCCUCCGGCAGAAAAAAAGAAAGAGCCAGCCCCCCCCCCAAGUGUUCCUCUCUCCCCCAUACCUGUCAGAGCACCACCUAUUGUAUCACCGUUACAGCCUUUAUCAGUCAUUGGUAGGCGUCUGCUCAAGAACCAGUGUGGGGAGUGCGGACGUGUCCUCAGCAGCAUUGCCGCCCUGGAAAGCCACGUCAGUCUCCACAAAGGUCGUCGGCCCUUCUCAUGCACGCUCUGUGGGAAGAACUUCCCAGACUCAAAAUGUCUUAAACGGCAUGGCCGGGUGCACCGCAAUGGUAGGAUCCAUAUCUGUCAGAAGUGCGGGAAGGGCUUUGUCUAUAGUUUUGGCCUCACCAAACACCUCCAGAUGGUGCACAGCAAGAUUAAACCUUUCAUCUGCCAGAUCUGCAACAAGGGUUUCCUCACAAAACGAGACGUGGAAGCCCACAUACGGAUCCACACUGGAGAGAAACCAUUCCAUUGCGACCUCUGUGGAAGGACAUUUACAAGGAGGGUAGAACUCAAUGUGCAUUUAAGGUGGCAUAAUGGAGAGAAGAGGCACUGGUGCCCGUACUGUGGAAAAGGAUUUUUAGACUUUAAUAACCUGAAAAGGCACAAAUAUACCCACACAGGGGAGAAACCACAUGCCUGCCCACACUGCCCGAAGCACUUCUCGCAGUCAGGCCACGUGAAAAAGCAUGUUAAAAAUGUACAUAAAAUCCAAUGAGAGAUGGACAUUCAAGAUGCCUCCCUGCUCCACUGAGAAUGUUAAUGACUUUUUAUAUUGACAGAUACAAAGCUGUGAUGUUAGAGAACUUGGUGCGAAAGGGAUCAGUUCAGUUUUAUUCUUUUGAUGCAAUGGGUUUGUAAAACAAUGUGUGCGUAUGGAGCUGGAGCAAGGAGGGGAUUUGCUAAGCGUAAGAGCAGUGAACGCAGCACAUCUAAAGCGUUUGAAUUGUAAACUGCGUACAGAUUAAACAAAGAAGAUAGGACAUGGUUAAUUAAAGAGCUUCAGAGACUUUGGACAGAGCCAGGCUUGCUAUAUCCCUCUGCUCCCAGUCUUUAUGCUGAGAUAAACUGUCUCCAGGCUCCAGAUCCAUAUUGUAUGCACAGCUGUGAGAGUGGUAACUCUCUGCAAGUAAACAAAUGAGCGCAUUUCCCAAGAUGUUAAACUUUUUAUCAUUAUGAAGAAUUUUCUUUAGAGCACUAUGUGCUCUUCACAGGGUACAGAAAAGUGAAGCAUGUAAGCAUGAUGUGUUCUGACAAUACCUUCAACCUUGGUUUCUAAGAUUACACACAUGUAAAAGUGUAUUUUUAUACACUUUAGCAUUUAUUUAAAUUAAUAAUUCAUUUUUAUUUUCAGACUGGUUAGAUCACCUGUGAACCAGUAUUAAAACAUAGUGUAUUUUUUGAAGCAUUAUGAAACAAAUAGUAGAGAUACAAUGGUGAAUGCAGUUUAUUUGAACAAGUUUAGUUGUGUACACAGCCCCAAGAUGGUGUAGAUAUUGUAAUGUUAUUUAAAAAAAAAUGCAAAGGUAAAUUAACAUUAACCUCAAGUAGCCUUUAUCAUGUACAUGAAACAUCUGUUUUAGACAUACAAACAUCAUGUAAAAAAAACACACAUUUUUACUAUCCUACAUGUUCUGUUGGUUUUAUCGCAACUGUUCACAAUGGAAUUGAGUUUGACAGUUUUUGCAGUUUUGCAGAAAAUCCAUGAAUGUAACCUCAUGGCCAUCGCAGCUCGGGAUAAGCAAACGGUUUUAUUGUUAAAAGUUGAUACAUUUUCCAUUCGAGCAGACACCCCCAGAUGACGCCGCCAUGAAGAAAUCCACGUCUGUUAACUUUACUUUAAUUUUCCUGUCAUGAUGGGUCUAAACAUACCUAAAGAGGAUGUGUCUGUUACAACAGACUAAAUGGCAUUGCUUUGAUAAAUCCUUAUUUAUUUAUUUUUUUUUUCAUUCUUAAAGACACAGUUGAAGCUUGUUUUCCAUUUUCUGUGUUCAGUGCUAACAUUUAGACCACUGUUGCUGACCCAUCCAUUUAGAAUUCUGACCCUCAUUUCAUUGUUCAUAUUCUGAAUUUACACCGUUUUCAUUGCCAUCAAAUGAAGAUGUAUAUGUUCUUGGUCCUGUCAUUUGAGAAAACCGGUAAUAAAUGUUGAUUUGUCAACCUAA
Perca fluviatilis (European perch) is the source of this 7453-nucleotide messenger RNA. RefSeq names its product mucin-17. Gene Ontology annotation, biological process: regulation of transcription by RNA polymerase II. NCBI's taxonomy places the organism in Eukaryota, Metazoa, Chordata, Actinopteri, Perciformes, Percidae. The record is from RefSeq and is a predicted model, not a curated record. The transcript is spliced from 5 exons. Gene Ontology annotation, molecular function: DNA-binding transcription factor activity; RNA polymerase II cis-regulatory region sequence-specific DNA binding. The coding region runs from base 136 to 6006 and encodes 1956 amino acids.